GUGAGAAAACGCUGGUAAUGGCACCUAAUAACGGGUUCAGCCCAUCUUCCCACGGUACAAUGAAUCGCCAUUGAUUUGAAAUACAGUAACACCCAAGAAUCCGCAACACUUCAUAUGCGAGAAAACUCAGCUGCAGUUCUCAGUGCUUGACGUUAUACGUAGGGAGGGCGGGAAUGAGGGCAAUUCAAACAAAUGGGAGAGCAAGUUCGGAUGAUGGACAGUUAAGAGCUACCAAUGAGCAUGUGGACAUGCGCUCGCGUGCCGGGGCUACCGUGAACUCAUUGUCGGGGGAAGUUUUGGCGAGUAUGGGGUAAAAAAUCAGGCCGGUAGUGAAUGGCUGGGCGUACACAUUGGGACACCUACUGUACGACUGAGUGAGGCAUGUAUUCCAUCCUUACGUGAAAGGAAAGAAAGGGAAAAGGUGCCUCUCAUAUCUGUCCCUCGGUGAAAGUCUGCAAGUUUCUUUCGGCAGCUGAGUCAUCAGUGAAUCAUGUGGGUGUGAGAAAGAAGUCUGGCUCCACUUCCAUUAAGAAGACUUCAGAAUUCAUGGUGGACUGGCUGCGCAGUGAUCAAUGUCUGCCUGAUCCCAAGAUAAGAGCGGGCCCUCAGGGCCCUGUAAAGAUACCACCCUGUAAAGAUACACUGUCUCCACAAAAUCUUUCAAAUUCACUGGAUUGCUAAGUAAAUUGGCUUUGCCAGCCUCUCAAAGAGCAAAAUCACCACAAAUGAAGCCCAUUUACACAGAGUUUCUUUGGCUGGACAGGCGAUGUUAUCAUGUGUGUGACACCAGGCUCCCAAAAACUGACCCUCUUUUCUGAACCCUGUCACAGGAAAAGAUUCUCAGUGCAAGAUGGGGAAUUCGGACAGCCAGUAUAACCUGCAAGGAACUAAAGGCAACAACACUGAGGGGAAGUCGAUGCCUGUCAGCAGGCAGAAGACAUGUGCCCUCAAAAUUCGGAGUGUCCACGUUAAGGAGGAAAAGUCUCGAUCUUCCUUUGGUUGGGGUCAUGGUGGCAACAGCAUAAGUUAUAAAGCAAGGUCACUGGGCAGGAACUGCCUUUCCCAGCAUAAAAAUAACCCACGUUUCCCGGUUUCACGGCAAUGUGACUCUUUAGUGAUGAGCAAUAGCAACACUCAUAGCAGAUGUCACCUCAGUCAUGUGCAGAAACGUGACUGUAGCAAUGAAUCUGUUUUAUUAUCUGGGAACAAUUUUCCUUGCAUUCUUGACAAAACAGAUGGUCUGAGCAAAAGUCUGGAAUGCAAUGGCUCUGUCUUAAAUGGGCAUGGGUUUCUGGAAAACAUAACCCAGUCAAAGAAACCAGAAGGAGAAUACAGUCCAAAGGUUCUCAUCAAAACACUGGGACGAUUUGACAGCAACAUAAGGGUGGAGUUUCACAGUGGUGCUGGCAAUAGUAGCAACAACCCAACCUGCCACGAUCCCCCAGGGCCAGUUCAGCUGCUGAGGUACUCCUCUGCUAUGGAAUCGGGUACUGGCAAGCAAAAUGAGCUGCAGAUUGACACCAGUAAAGAAUGUGUAAUGGACCAGGGUCUUCCACUUGAUGAGGAGAGAUUAAAAUCGAGCAAGGGUAGCUCAUUAAGCUCUGAAUAUUCCUGGUCUGAAUUGCAGUGGGGUCACCGUGCAUAUACCAAUGAAUUUGAUAACGCGUACACUACUUUGAGAACUACUGAGACGCGUAAUCACGAAAGCAUUUUACCAAAUGACGAACAACUCUUCCAAAAGUCAUCCCUCUAUUCUCUUCAAGCAAUGUACAGUGACACAGGGGUGGGACAUUGCAUGCCCUCAGAAAAUGAUUUUUCACUUCAUACCAGAAACACAGCAGGCUUAAACACCAGCAAAUUGUUUGAGAAUGACUUUUCCAAAUGCAUUAAUGUGCCAUCUGAUGAGGAAGACCAAGGUCCCGUGCAGUAUUCCUCCUAUACACUCCCGUGUCGAAAACCUAGGCACUUUUCUGAGGAUGGAUCCUCACGAGCUGCCUUAAAAAGUCGAAUGCGGCGCUUAAGUGCGUGGACUGGCAGCCUGACAAGAAAGAAGAGGAAGUUACAGGACUCAAGAUCCAAGGAUGUAAAUGAGUAUUGUGACAGUGGAAUUGAUGGAGUGACUGCAGACAACAGCUCUCCUUCACAGAUCUCGUGCUCAUUGUGGUCCCCAGGCUUCAGCUAUACUUUACCUCCCAGAAGUAACUCCGCCAGUGCAGUGGGCAAUGAUGCCCUGAGACAGAGCAUUUAUGAAAACUUCAUGCGCGAGCUGGAAACGGGUCAUGUAUCUGUGGAUAUCAGGGACCCCUCCACAGGAAGUGAGGAAACCAGCAGCGAUUCCUUCAGCUCUUUAGAGCAGCUGGAUUUGUUGUUUGAAAAAGAACAAGGAUGUGUACGAAAGGCUGGUUGGUUGUCUUUCAAACCUCUUGUUACACAUCAGAAGGAAAGGAAGUUGGAACUCGCACCUCGCAGAAAGUGGCGACAGUAUUGGGUUUCUCUUAAAGGUUGUACUCUCUUAUUUUAUGAGGCCAAUGGGAAAAACUUCAUGGAGCAGAGCAGUGUGCCUAGAUACGCCUUGUUCGCUGAGGAUAGCAUUGUGCAGCCUGUACCUGAACAUCCCAAGAAAGAGAAUGUGUUCUGUCUUAGUAAUGCCUUCGGGGAUGUUGUCCUAUUUCAGGCUACAAGCCAAACUGAUCUUGAAAAUUGGAUAACAGCAAUACACUCUGCGUGUGCAUCGGUGUUUGCAAAGCAGCAUGGCAAGGAAGAUACUGUCAAGCUAUUAAAAAAUGAAACUAAAAGCUUAAUGCAAAAAAUUGAUAUGGAUGGAAAAAUGAAGAAAAUGGCAGAGUUGCAGCUGUCCAUUGUAAAUGAUCCCAAAAACAGGAAGGCAAUUGAAAAUCAGAUCCAGCAGUGGGAGCAGAACCUGGAGAAGUUUAAUGUGGAUCUGUUUCGGAUGCGCUGUUACCUGGCCAGCCUACAGGGAGGUGAACUGCCUAAUCCCAAGAGUCUCCUUGCAGCAGCCAGCCGGCCUUCCAAGCUGGCACUAAGCAGGCUGGGCAUCUUCUCUGUCUCUUCAUUUCAUGCUCUGAAUUGUUCCAGAGAUGAAGCGACACUCAGGAAAAGAACACUGUCCCUGUCUCAGCGAAUAAGAAGUAAAAAGGGUAUAUUUUCUUCGUUAAAGGGAUUGGAUGAUCUGGGAAGAAAAGGGAAGGAAAAGCGACCAUCAAUUAUGCAGCCCGAGCCUGAUGGAUCUUUGAGUGUCCACUUUCCAGCGUCAGCCUGGGACUGUCCUUCAGAGAGUACUGCUCGCGUCUGCUUCCCUGACAACCAAGCAGCGAUCAUAGCCAUUAAAGCAGAUCAGACCGUGGAGGAUGUACUCACUGCGGCUUGCAAGAUGAAACAGCUGAAUCCAGUUCAUUACAAUGUUCGUCUCAGAAGAAUGGUACACAAAAAUAUGGAAUAUUACAUUCCUAAUCGAUUGGACUACAUACAGGACCAGUUGUUUGAUGAAAUAGAAAUUGUCACCAUGAAUAUUUACCAUAUGCAUCUUAAAAGGCAAGGAUCUGAAACUGCUUUUGGUUUCGCUGUGGCUGGUCAAGUAGACGGAAAGCAGCAGCACAAUUCUCUGUUUGUGAGUGACGUGCUUCCUGGUGGACUGGCCGAUAAACAAGGUGCAAGAGUCGGAGAUGAAAUUUUAAUAAUAAACGGAGAAGUGGUUACAAAUCUACACCAUAGAAGUAUUGAAUCCUUGUUUGCAGAAAAUCACUUAAUACUUACUGUCAGGAGAUUUUCUUCAGACUGGAACCAAAGAACAACAGAAAUUAAUGACUCAUUAAUUCAGAUAACUCCACUUCCUCCUGACCAAUCAAAACUGCUGGAGGAGUUUGUUGACAACCAUUUCCUUCCUGACUUCACUAGUGUACCGGCAGUACCAGCUAUUAAAAAAAGUGCCACAACAGACUAUAUGGAGUCGCAGUAUCAGGCUGAAAAUACAGAAGCGUUUCUAAAGAGUGCAGAGCAGGUUAGCACAUUCUGUCGAAGUUUACAUGAACUGCAUCCUACUGAUAUGGCUGGGCAGAAGGAGAGCCUUGAUCAGCCUCUUCGGCCACUGGCACGGCAUCUUUCUGAUGCAGAGAGACUUCGGAAAGUGAUUCAUGAACUGAUAGACACAGAGAAGUCCUAUGUAAAGGAUUUGAGCCGUCUGUUCGAAGUUUAUCUGGAUCCCUUGCAAAAUGAGACCUUCCUUACACAAGAUGAGAUGGAGUCGCUCUUUGGGAGCCUGCCAGAAAUGCUCCAGUUUCAGAAGAUGUUUCUGCAGACACUUGAGGAUGGUAUUGCCUUAUCACCUGACUUCAACAAGCUAGAGACUCCAUCCCAAUUUAAAAAACUCUUGUUUUCCCUGGGUGGUUCAUUCUUGUAUUAUGCUGAUCACUUCAAACUUUACAGUGGUUUUUGUGCAAACCACAGAAAGGCCCAGAAAGUUUUGGAAAGAGCUAAAACUGACAAAGCCUUUAAAGAAUUUUUGGAUGCACGAAAUCCAACAAAGCAACAUUCUUUUACCUUGGAAUCUUAUCUAAUUAAGCCUGUGCAGAGAGUUUUGAAAUAUCCGUUACUACUGAAAGAGCUAGUAUCUCUAACUGAUGCAGAGAGUGAAGAGCACUAUCAUCUAACAGAAACACUGAAGGCAAUGGAGAAAGUUGCUAGUCACAUCAAUGAGAUGCAGAAAAUCUAUGAGGAUUAUGGAACUGUCUUUGAUCAGCUGAUUGCAGAACAGCCUGGAACGAAGAAAGAGGUCACAGAACUUUCAAUGGGAGAGCUUUUGUUGUACUCUUCUGUAAUUUGGUUAAACCCUUUCCCAUCUCUGAAUCGAAUGAGAAAAGAUCCUGAACUGACUGUAUUUGUUUUUAGACGAGCCAUCAUAUUGGUCUACAAGGAAAUUUACAAGCUUAAGAAAAAAACAGGAACAGUACCACGUUCCACUUGUAUCUAUGGUGAUACUGAUCAGUUUAAAUUCAAAUGGCUGAUUCCACUAUCAGCUCUUCAGGUCCGGAUGGGAAAUGCUGCAGGGACAGAUACUAACUGCAUCUGGGAAUUAAUCCACACCAAAUCUGAAAUAGAAGGACGACCUGAAACAAUAUUUCAACUAUGUAGCAGUGAUCCUGAGAGUAAAACAAAUAUCAUUAAAGUGAUACGUUCAAUUCUGAGGGAAAAUGUUCGUCGGCAUAUGACCAAGUCAGAAGGACCACUUGAAAAAUUUAACAGAGAACAUUUGAUUCCUCUAAGAAACAGAGUGCCAUCCUCUGCCAAAAUUGCUUCAAAUCGAGCAUCAAGGUUAGCCAAACGUUCCCCGGCUAUUUGGUGUCAGGAUUCUGAGAGACGCAACACUGAUUCAGAUGAAUGUAGCCUGAGCAGUGGAACUUUAAGCAGUGGCUGCCAUACCUCAGAGAGUGGCCUGGAACACAGCAGUCUAUCAUGCACAAAGAGGGAACACAGUGCCCAGGAAGGUGAAGUAAAGGAAUCAGACAUUUUAAGUGAUGAAGAUGACUUGUGUGAAUCCAAGAAUGAGUCUUCAACAAAUGAAAUUGAGGUACAAUUUGAAAAAAUGCAGAUUGAUACUAAAGCUGCCUUGGAGCAGCUAUCAAGUCAACAAAAAGAGGUAGAACAAACAGAUCAUCUUGGGUUAACGCGAGGUCACUUUUGUCCCAUCAAAAGAAAAAGUACAAGUACAAAGAAGAACAAAGGGGAUCUGUUAGUGAUGCAUAAGCAUAACCGAUCUCUGGAUAGUCAAUCUGAUGGGCAAAAUAUUGAUUUGAAUUCUGUGCUGGAGAGGGAAUUUAGCAUACAGAGCCUGACUUCUGUAGUUAAUGAAGAUUGCUUUUAUGAAAACAUUGAAAGUAAUGGGAAGCCUUAGUUUGUAGGAAGCAGUGCCCAAUUCAGGCUUUGGAGUUUACCAGAAAUUGAAGUUAGUUUAUUUUGUCUUUUCUUCAGACAAGUUGUGCUGUUUUGUCCAGUUGAUUUUAAGAUUAAAGACUUGAGAAGCAUAAUAAAGGAAAGCAAUGUUUAGUUUGUCUUAAUGCCAUCUGCACUAAGACCACGAUCAGCCUCAAAUGUAGAUGUUUAAAACAUUUUCGUUCAAGAAAAUAUUAAGUACAGAAGUCAAUUAUUUAUUAUCCAUUAUGGAUAAUAAAGUUGUUUGGUUUCUAUAAGACACUAGUUUUAUAUGUAGAUUUGCAAAUAAGGCAGGUAUUGAACACCAAAAGUAAUAUUUUCAAUAAAAGUAAAAUUGCUUAUUUUAAUAAUAGGCUGUAAAUCUUAAUUUUAUUUAUAGAUGGAAAAUAAUGGUUUACAUUAGCACCAGAAUUAUCAAAGGAAUUUGUUCCAUUGUGUCUUGUUUUAAGUUUCUAAAUAUGGUAUGUGUGUCUUUUGUUUAAUCAAUUUUGGCAAAGUUAUCCUUUGGUAGCCUAACACAGGGCUCCACUUAUUUAACAUUAUGUUCAGCACUCCAGGCUUUAGUAAGAUAUAUGCCUCUUAAUGCUAGCAUUCUUCUAUUUAGGCAUCUUAAUUUCUUUUGUCUAUAAAAACUGGAGGUUGUGUAUAUUGUAAUUUUACACACUGCAUUGUAAUAUUGGUUUUAAUGGGUUAUAUUUUAUAUUCUGGUGAAUGACUACUUGACAUUAAACAUGCAGGAAGUACUUCAAUGUUAAAUAAAUAUGCAUAUUGUAUUCAAGAAGCUCUCUAAUUCAUUUCCUUUCGAUGUCUUUAAAACAAAAUAUUAUUGUCAAAACACAUUAUACCCACAUGUUUAGAUCCAAUUAAAAAGAUAAGUUGAUUAUCUGCCAUGGUCAGUCAUUUGGAUCAAGUGUCUUUUUUAAAACCUCAGCUUGCAAACCAGUUUAUCAUUUCAGUGCUUUACCAUGAGGGAAAAACUCAUGGAAUGCACAUGAGAUUAAAAAGGUGUAUUAUUUAAAUUAAAAAAACACACACAAGGGCAUUAACUGCCAAUCACUUUUACCAGAUUCUUUCCUGUCAUAAAAACCUAGGACGAAAGCUCCUGUCGAAGGGUCUCAGCCCUAAACGGCGACAGCACUUCUCCCUAUAGAUGCUGUGUUCCACCAGCAUUUUGUGUGUGUGUUGUUGACCAAAGCUAUUGUUAAUUUUCAGUACCUGCACUUCAAAGGCCCGAUGUCCAAUG
This is a messenger RNA of Hypanus sabinus (Atlantic stingray), 7189 nucleotides long. RefSeq names its product rho guanine nucleotide exchange factor TIAM2 (gene tiam2b). Gene Ontology annotation, cellular component: membrane; synapse. The record is from RefSeq and is a predicted model, not a curated record. Gene Ontology annotation, biological process: positive regulation of axonogenesis; activation of GTPase activity; small GTPase-mediated signal transduction. NCBI's taxonomy places the organism in Eukaryota, Metazoa, Chordata, Chondrichthyes, Myliobatiformes, Dasyatidae. The transcript is spliced from 27 exons. Bases 851 to 5908 code for a protein of 1685 amino acids. Gene Ontology annotation, molecular function: protein binding; guanyl-nucleotide exchange factor activity.